GGCAGCUGAGUGUUUUGUUCGAGCAGGUUACAAUGAUUUUCCUGCACCUUUUGACGAUCUCCGCCAUUCUCGGGUCGCUGGAGGCUAAAGCAUGCACCAGCCUACCCCCCGGGCUUUUGAGACUUGUCAAAGGCGCCGACCUGGCGAGGCUUGACCUGUUACCUUUGGAACCCAAAAGCGAUUCGGGGCUAGUGUCUCAGGUUUUGGCUCUCACCUGUGACGAUGAAAAUCAAUGGAAGAGUGCAAAGGGCAAGGUUUACGACCUACCUGAUCAGGUCUGGCAAAUAACAUCAGUCCCUGGUGGGUACAUGUCUUCUGAGGUGACCACACUGACAACCACCACCCAGGUACGAGACUCUCUGAGUGCAAGUGUUGGGGUAGAGGGCGAGUCCGGCCAGUUUGCCUUCUCCACAAGUGUCUCUUUCAACCUAAUGCAAAGCUCUAUCACAAACAGCUCCAGCGUUUUGUCUGUAGUCACGGCGUUUUCCGGAGCUGUCAGAAUAGACGUCAACCCGCCACAAAAUCUGCAGCUAGACGCCGCGCCACAAAAAUACAUUGACACCAAUCUGACCGGUUCGUUUGAGAGCAACCCUGAUGCUUACUAUAAGUUUAUUAAAACCUACGGUACGCAUUACUUCUCAAGAGGUAAUUUUGGGGGUUAUAUUAAAAUGGUAUGCGAAACAAAAAGCGAUUAUUUCGCCACGACUUCCGAAACCUCGAUAGAGACAAAUGCUCAAGCGUCAUACAAUGAAAUGAUCGCCCAAGCUGGGACCUCCACACCGCUGAGUUCAAAGGUUGAUUCAACCUAUAAAAAUAACACCAAAACUUCGAUCAAGUUCUAUGGUGGUGACACUGCAUUGAUAGCUAAAGAGGGUUUAGGAAAAUGGCAGCCAUCCGUAGAAGACAAUCCUUGGUUAUACUCUGGCAAGCUAAAACCCAUCAGCGAUUUGAUAAAAAAUGCCACAAAGAAAGCAGAAAUGAUAAAAGCUGUUGAGUUCUAUAUGUUAAAAAAUCAACUUGACUCUUUGGAGGCUCAGAUGAUUGGGACUAAGGCGAAGUCGGAUAAUUCGAUGAUUAACCAACUGUUGGGUGAUGUCCAGUUACAAAAGAAAAAGCAGUUUCCUUCAUCACUCACUGUACGCGCAUUAACACUUAAUUUUGCUGAGUACUGCACGAUUCCGGUUUGGUUUCAAAAGGCCAAACUGUGUAUGACCUGGAAGGGAACAAAAGACGCGGCUCAGUGUGGUGGUCCUGGCGUCCCAGCACAGAUCUGUGCCCAAGUCAACAACAUGACGCAGUGGUACCUUGACAACACGGACAGCAGACAGGGGGGUUGUAAUAUGUCAUGGGGACUAUUGGCAUCCGGCUUUGCUGGUUUUUUUGACAAUAUAAGGAUUUGUUAUCAGUUCUCCGCUGAAAACGACCCAGCUCAGUGUGGUAAUGCUAUAGGAGGCCAGUUCUGCUCUCCAGCUACAAACAGCUUCACGACGCCUUACUUUGAUGAUACGGCCGGACGCAAAGGUGGAUGCAAGCUGCAAUGGAUGCUCAAAGCACCAACGAGCGUAGCUCCGAUUUGGAUGCAGGCUGUUCAGCUGUGUUUCAAGUGGGAAGCUGAUGGUGACGCAGCUCAGUGUGGAGGCGGAGCUGCCAAUAGCCAGUGUGUGAGCGUCAACCAGUGGACAAAGUUCUACACCGAUACCACAGACGACCGUAAAGGGGGCUGCAAGAUGAGCUGGGGAUUGAAGUCCGGCUUCUAAUACCAAGAGAAAAAAAACUGUAGCCUUUAAAGAAGACAGACAAAUCAACAAAUCAUAUUUUUUUGUAAACAAAAUUCUAGUUUAUAACGCAAACAUUCGCCAAGCAAGAAAUUAUUCGAAAACGUACUUUAUUUAGGUGUAAAUUC
Molecule: messenger RNA, 1903 nt
Organism: Physella acuta
Lineage: Eukaryota; Metazoa; Mollusca; Gastropoda; Physidae
Product: perivitellin-2 67 kDa subunit-like
Source: RefSeq, a predicted model, not a curated record